Messenger RNA from Mucor velutinosus, 768 nucleotides. RefSeq names its product serine/threonine protein kinase, CMGC. The record is from RefSeq and is a predicted model, not a curated record. Gene Ontology annotation, molecular function: ubiquitin-like protein binding; ubiquitin conjugating enzyme binding; cullin family protein binding. Lineage: Eukaryota; Fungi; Mucoromycota; Mucoromycetes; Mucorales; Mucoraceae. Gene Ontology annotation, cellular component: ubiquitin ligase complex. The coding region runs from base 1 to 768 and encodes 255 amino acids. Gene Ontology annotation, biological process: protein neddylation. The transcript is spliced from 8 exons.
AUGGCUAGUCGCCAGCAACAAAUAGACAAGGUAAAUCAGCUUAUAGACUUCACUGGACUGAGUGAAAGAGAGUGUGCCCGAAUGCUGAAAGCAUGCAACUGGGAUAUCAACAUGGCAUUGAACCAUGUAUACGACCAGCAAGCACUACAUCGUCAACAACAGCAGCAACAGGGCUCUAAACCAUCCAAAGCGUAUACCCAGAAUAUCAAUAAACUGUUUGAUGCCUACAAAGACAACCAGAAGCCCGAUUUGAUCACGGUGGAUGGCACCAUGCAGCUAUGUCAAGAUCUCGAGAUUGAGCCUACUCAAUUGGAGUUUCUGUUAAUAUCGCAUCAAUUGGGAUCUGAGAGAAUGGGUGAAUUUACACGCGACGCAUUUACAAAGGGAUGUCUUGAAUUACAGGCUGAUACAGUUCAGAAAUUAAAGCAAGCACUGGAUAUAACAUUGAAGCAGCAAUUUGAGACAGACCAAGGGUUUAGAAAAAUCUACAGUUACGCUUUUUUGUUGGGUAGACAAACAGGCCAAAAGAGCUUAUCAUUGGAAGCUGCUAUUGAACUGUGGAGGCUACUGUUGACAGAUAGAUUUAGCUUGCUGGAACAAUGGAUCAAGUUUUUGGAAGAAAAGCACGGCAAAGCCAUCUCUCGUGAUACAUGGAACUUGUUUCUUGAUUUUGCGAGUCAACAGAACCUAGAUAUGAAAGCGUACGACUCGGAAGGAGCUUGGCCCAUAUUGAUCGAUGAGUUUGUAGAAUACAUGCAGCAACAAUAA